UGGCAGACGCGUGGCUGAAGUGCACCCUUGCGCCUUAAUUAAACCACACCUCGACGUUGCAGACAGUUAGCAGCAUCGCGCAUUGCUGUGUGACUUGCCCGAGAAUGUCAUUGCCACGCCAUUCCCACCUCGGACGUAUCGACUCCGGAUGAGCGCCCGUGAGGCGCAACACCGCCAGCACCAUGCCGUACAACAUCGCCAUGGUCUCGGACUUUUUCUUCCCUCAGCCUGGUGGUGUGGAAAGUCAUAUAUAUCAACUUUCUUCUAAACUCAUUGACCGAGGACACCGAGUGGUCAUCAUCACCCACGCCUAUGGCUCCCCGUAUCCCAACCGAACGGGAAUUCGCUACCUCACGAACCGACUAAAGGUCUACCACAUCCCGCACUGGGUGGUGUAUCGCUCAACCACCUUUCCCACCGUCUUCUCAUCAUUCCCCAUCUUGCGGCAGAUCUUCAUUCGCGAGCAGAUUCAGAUUGUUCACGGCCACGCCUCUCUCAGCAAUCUCUGCCAUGAAGGUCUCCUACAUGCCCGGACCAUGGGCCUUCAUACGGUCUUCACCGACCAUAGUCUGUUCGGAUUCAGUGACGCCGGAAGCAUCAUGGCCAACAAGCUGCUGAAAUUCAGCCUGAGCGAUGUUGGCCAUGUUGUCUGUGUCUCGCAUACUUGCAAAGAGAACACGACUCUGCGGGCAUCACUGAACCCACUCGCAGUCUCGGUUAUCCCCAACGCCGUCGUACCCAGCAGCUUCCAGCCGCUCCAACCGCACGAAGCAAAGGCAUCCCAUCUCCCCGGCGACAAAAGCGGCCUGCUACCUCCACCUCCCGACCCAAGUCAGCCCAUCGGACCCGGAGAUCCACUGACAUGCAUCGUCAUCUCACGCCUCUUCUACAACAAAGGCACCGACCUGCUCAUCUCCGCACUCCCAAUCAUGCUGCGCCGGCAUGAGAAUCUCCGCUUCAUCAUCGCAGGCUCGGGCCCCAAAGCCAUCGACCUGGAGCAAAUGCUCGACUCUCUCCCCCAGCAACUGCUCUACACCGCCUCCGGGCAGAGCCGCGUGGUCCUCUUAGGCAGCAUCCGCCACGAAGAAGUCCGCGACGUGAUGGUGCGCGGCCAUCUCCUACUCUCCACCUCCCUCACCGAAGCCUUCGGCACAGUGCUCGUAGAAGCAGCAAGCUGCGGCCUGAUGGUCGUUGCAACGCGCGUCGGCGGCGUGCCCGAAGUCCUCCCCAACAACAUGACCGUCUUCGUCUUCCCCGAAGUCGAAGACGUCGUCCGCGGCGUCACAGAAGCCAUUCGCCAGCUCACGAGCAAAACCGUGCACCGCGGCAAAUUCCACGACUUCGUCAAGAACAUGUACAGCUGGUCGGACAUCGCGCGACGCACGGAGCGCGUCUACGACCUCAUCACCGGUGCUCCCUCUGCUUCGGAUAACGAAGGAUACUACGAUGAAGAGUGGGUGAACUACGGCCAGCCCGCACAACCCCAUUCCUUUGCACUGAUGGACCGCCUGAAGCGGUACUUUGGCUGCGGCAUUUGGGCGGGGAAGUUGUUCGUGAUUGUGGUGGUGGUCGACUACCUGAUUUACUGCUUCCUGGAGCUCAUGUACCCGAGAGACAAGAUUGAUAUUUGCAAAGCGUGGCCUGCCAUGCCUACGCAGGACUUUGCUGGCGCGGAGGAGCACGAAGCGAAUGGAGGGGUUGAUGUGUAUGAUGGUGUGGAGAUAAAGCAUCGGAGGAGGCUAGUGGACUACUCGGGCGUGAUUGAGACAUGACGAGUGUGAGAUAAUGAGGACUGGU
Molecule: messenger RNA, 1797 nt
Organism: Neohortaea acidophila
Lineage: Eukaryota; Fungi; Ascomycota; Dothideomycetes; Mycosphaerellales; Teratosphaeriaceae
Exons: 4
Coding region: 183-1772 (529 amino acids)
Biological process (GO): GPI anchor biosynthetic process
Cellular component (GO): glycosylphosphatidylinositol-N-acetylglucosaminyltransferase (GPI-GnT) complex
Molecular function (GO): phosphatidylinositol N-acetylglucosaminyltransferase activity
Source: RefSeq, a predicted model, not a curated record